Molecule: messenger RNA, 4650 nt
Organism: Acanthopagrus latus (yellowfin seabream)
Lineage: Eukaryota; Metazoa; Chordata; Actinopteri; Spariformes; Sparidae
Product: microtubule organization protein AKNA-like
Exons: 22
Coding region: 530-4504 (1324 amino acids)
Source: RefSeq, a predicted model, not a curated record
UCUUGCAAAGUGGGCACAAAACACUACAUAGCUGAUGUGUAUUGUUAAGAAAAGUGAGGUUGCGAGGUUUCCAUUACACAGAGCAUAGAAAUAUUAUAAAAAUGUAGGUAUUUCACUUAAAAAGUCCUGUUGUUGUCCCAAACUAUCUUUAAUUCACGUCUGUCAGCUGGAGGCUUCCCCCGCUGUUACCAAGCAACAAGACCCAGCGCCUGUCCAGCUGCCCGGCCGGUCCGGUCCGCCUCCAGACGCUCCAGCGCUGCUGAUACAUUAUUAAUAAUGCCCCCGAAACUAAACCUGCCCGAGGAAAAAACAAACCCAUACGUCAGGACAGAGAGAGACAGAAAUACUGAGGCUAGUUACAACAUGUGAGAUGUCAGGAGCGAGAGCAUGGCUGUGGACCGGGUCAUCUUAAAACUAACGUUACUGCUGCUGAAGGACCAGUUCAAGACACACGAGUGCUCCAUGCGCCUUCCUUACCCCCUGUCUUCACACAGGUGAAGCGACACCUUCUGCCACAUACGAAGUGUCCAUGGAGGCAGAAUCGGAGGACUCGGACGAGGAUGUUCAGGGAGAGGACAAGCCCACUGUGCUCUGGCAGAAGUGCAUUCAGCAGAGCAUCUUCGUGGAUCUGAGUGAGGAUGAAAGUCUCCACCUGAGCGAUUUUGAGAAUUCUCUGGCUCUACAUCUGUCCCAGGCGGAGUCUGCUGCCUCCGAGGCCAGCAUCCAUCUCAGUGAGAGCUCAGAGCUGUCAGGCCUUGACGUCACCUCCUCGGAGUCCAGUAAUGUCAGCAGUCAGAGUGAGAGAGUGGUAGAAAGCAAGAAAAGCUUGUUGCAUGUGUCUGCCAGAAGACCAAACACCAUGCAGGAUGAGCCGUCUUUGGAACAGAGGUUAGAGGACCUUGGGCAGAACACGAGUGACGAGGAUCAGGAUGAUCUACCUUACGACUGUGACCUCGGGAGCCUCUACUUCAACCAGACAGCUGGUGGAAGUGAAGCUGUUCAUGCAAGUCCCAAUCCUCCUGGUUUGUUUGACUGUAAUACAACAAAUAGAGAUGAUGUUGUUGAACCACUGGUUUCUGUUGAGAAACCAGCAGCUUUGUCGCAAGAGGAUGCCAACAUCAAAAAUGACGACUUUAUUGAUGUUGCCCCGUCACCCUCCCGCCCUCCUGCAGACAUUAACCAGUUGUUGCUGCGACACUUUUCCCAGGAGGAGCUGCUGUGGUCAGGCAGGCUGAUCGAGGCGGAGACCCUGCCGGAGGUCUCCCUGCUGGAGAGUGUGGAUGACACUGUUUUGAGCUUGGCUCCGACACACAACAGCUCAAAAGUUAUUGGUCGCCACUCAGAGAGCCCCCCAUGUAGAUCUGAGGUUGAGUGUGAGAGUUUCAGCUCUGGCAGGACUGAUGGAACGAGUAAUACUGUAUCUAAAAGUUUAGAGGAAGAAGCAGAAAGGAGAAUUGAUAAAGUCACCUCUGCUGACAGUGUGACAUCCAGCUCUGCAAGCUCAGAGUCCAAACAGAGCAGCAGGGAAGUAAGUUCUGUAGAUGUAGCAGAGCAGGAACAGACCGGAGAGGACGAUCAGGUUCAGAGAGUCCCGCUCGUGCGCACCAGGUCCUUCAGCGAGAUGAAGUACGGUCAAGGCCAAGUCCAUUACCCGCGCCCUGAUUUCUCCAAGGUCGCCUCCAAGGUAAAAAUACCAAAAACUCCAAGUGGACCUGCCAAACCUGCUCCCCAGAGCCCCAGCAGCAUGCACAGAGCUCAGUCCUCUCCGGGGAUGCUGGAGUUGGUCAGCAGAGUCCUGGAGGAUUCAGUCCAGCCGUCAGAGAAGCCCUACAUGUUCAAAGACGAGGUCAAGACUCCUCCAGCUCUGGUGCAUCACCUGCAGGCCGAAUAUGAUAAAUUAUUAACCAAAUAUGCUGAAGCAGAGAACCUUAUAGAUCAAAUGAGACUCGGAACUAACGCUCAGCCCUCCUCAGAGUUGAUGCUUUGUUUUGAUGAUGAUGACGAUGAUGAUGAUGAUCAUCGUCAUCAUCAGGGAAACUCACCUGCAGUCAAGGGAAGCCAUCUUGAGUCCCCUGCUCCUCAUGUUCCCCCGCUAGAAAGCUGCAGUGAAAAAGUAGAAACGGCCCCUCAGAGCAACACUGAAGAGGGGAGCGCAGCGUCGUCCAGCCUGCCUGACGAGGCUCCCAGUGAUGGUGAAAGAAUGACCUCUGAGCUGAGGGACAUCAUAAGCCAGUUCAUGCAGACGGUGGAAGAAUUCAAAUUGAGUGUCGGCAGCAUGUCAGUGAGCACGGCAGAACAGCAGAUGAUGCUGAGGAGCAUGAUGGAGGCUCAGGACCAGCUGGAAAGAAAAUACAUCAGUAAGAAGGAGGAGCACCGAGCUCUGGAGAUGCAGAACUACAUGGGCCUGUCCAGGAACACCGGCAGCUUCGACCCGAACAGGCUGGUGGAGGGAGACAUUUUUAGGAUAGGGAUGCACCUCGAGGACAUAAAGGAGAUGAUAGACGGGAACGUGUGUGCUCAGAUUUCUCCCCCUCACUCAUCCUCCACUCCCACACACACGAGGGAGGCGCUGCAUGUGAAGCCCCCCCCUCUCUGCAUGCCCACACCCUCACCUCCACCAUCCCUGCACCAGGGACCAUGUGCAGGGUUUUCCACUGUGGGUUAUAAGAUGGAGUCACGUAAAGAAGAGGAUGUGGAUGAGGCCUGUGAGGUCCACGGAGAUGAUGUAUCACAGCAGAGUGGUGAACUCAUAACAACCGACUCUUCACUGCAGCGUACUGGACACAGCAGCUACCUCUCAAAGAGCUCACACAGCUCUCUGGAAGGACGCGACACCCAGGCAGCUGAGGCUGAAGAGGAGACCAGCACCGUCUUGUCGGAGGCGAUAGAUCACAGUGACAUUCUCGCGUACCUGAGUGGGGCGAGGUCAUCAUCCAGACAGAAGCAGCAGACACCCAGCAGUUGUAACACCCCGGAUAGCGUCCUGAACCCAGCGGAUGAAUGUGAUCUGGGUGAUUGUGUGAGUCUGGCUUUGGAAGUCUCCUCUUCCUCUGAUGCACCCAGACACCCAGACACCCUGAGCCUCCCAGAGCCUCCUCUCAACACCUCGUCUGUAUUACAGAGGAUUGUGAGCCCAGAGACAGACAGCGGAUUUGGGAGCUCCUACCUGAACCAAUCAGGUUCUGGAUCAUCUCAACCAAAUCUGCUCACAGAAAGCGUGCAGUCCCAGAAUGAUGCUUUAAGUAGCUCCGGCAGCGAGGGCUCCUGCUCCAACCUGCAGACAGCCAUCCAUUCAGCCAGCCUCAGCAGCCAGCGGUGGGCCAGUCCCCACCCAUCCGUCCAAACACAGUCCUGUGGUGCAGCAGCGGCAGUGGAGCGAUGGGUGGAGAGCACCACUAAGGAGCCUUCAGUCAGGCCGCAGGGAUCUGAACGCACCACACCCUCCCAGCUCCAUCACCACUUAUCUGAACCUGUACUCAGCACCUCCAUGGACGGAGAAGAGAGGGGCAGCCCACUGUAUCCUUGCUCCUGUAAUAGUGAGGCGAUCGUGGCCUUGCAGUCGGAGGUGUCCAGGCUGAAAAAGGACCUCGAGGAAGGCUUGGUCCAGCUGCCUCACCUGGCAGAGAAGAUGGACUAUCUCACCUCCAAAUACAGACAGGAGCGCAGGUCUAAAACCAGAAUGCGGAGCCACCACAGGCCAGCAUGCAACAGUGUGUUAAAGCCAUCGAGUAGCAGACAGAAUGUGAGCGAUCUUAGCUCCAGUCAGGUGAAGAUAGAAGACUGGAUCUCUUCAGACAUGGACCCCAGCAAGAGCAAAGGUACAGACAGCGGCGACACAGCCGGCUCUGAGAUCAUGUUGCAGUCGAGCGAUUCGCCUGUAGGGAGCAGGAGAGCGCCUGAGUUUCAAUACAGACGUCAUGGGGCCCUGCAGUCCAACAGAGGUUUGGAGAGAGACGGAUCAGUGAAAAAAAACUCUGAUCUGACAAGCUCUGUUUUAAAAGGAGGGAAAAAGGAGGCUUCUGAUGGCCAUGUGAAGCAAAGACCACAGACAGCCUUCAUGGAGAGUCUUCACUCCAGGAGGAGAUGGUCUGUUUUCUCCUCUCCAUCUCCACAGAAGCCUCUCCUCCAGGUCGGCUACGGCUCCUCCAGCAGCCUGCCCGCCAGCUACAAAUUGAGGGAGCCGCCGCUGCAGCCCUCGUCCCAUCACAGAAAGCGCUCCACCCAGUCGGACACGGCGCUCCUGCCCAGUAAUGUGUACUUCCAGCGGACACUGUCUCCCGUGUUGGUGCCCUCAAAGACCAGCAGCAGGACAGGCAGACGCAGAGGCAGCAAGGAGGAGGAGAUGAACAGGACUCUAGAUCACGCUAUCGAGAUGGCCCGAAACAUGGAGAGGACCACAGACAGAAUGGCCAAGAGACUGUCAGCUGAUCUGGCCAAAGCUCAGCUCUACAGGAAGCUGCACGGCUCACAGCCACUAGAGGGCAGGAAACACCAGAUGUUGUAACAAGCAGGGCACAGAAAAGUUAAAUCAUCAGUCUGAAACCUGAUGCAUAAGUUUGUCUUAAGUUAUUGCUUUUGUACAUGGUUGUAUACUUAUAAUACACUGAAAAGCCUGGAAUCACACUGUAAAAAUAAAAAAAUAGGAUUUUA